Molecule: messenger RNA, 393 nt
Organism: Medioppia subpectinata
Lineage: Eukaryota; Metazoa; Arthropoda; Arachnida; Sarcoptiformes; Oppiidae
Source: the annotation of a GenBank genome assembly
AUGGAUCGCAAUCCCAGACAAUUUCAAUUAAAUUGUAACUACGAUUACGACGCGGACGACACUAUUGUAAACGUGUACAUAACUAUCAAUGACAAGACACUAUACACCCGGGGAAAUAUCACCAGUGGAGUUCCCGAAUACGACCAAACGCUACUAAUAGAUGUCCUGGACAAGUCACCAGAUUUUAACAAGAACCAAGCUCAAAUCAGUAUUAGCAAGGUCAAUCGGCAUGCAUUUGGUACUUAUAAGUGUAAAGUAGACUACAUGUCCACAAUUGACAACAAACAAUUCACUGUCAGUUCUGCUAAUGCUAUUACAAUUGGCCGCAGAGCUAAUGAUAGCCAAUAUUACUGCACUGGGGUUUGCGUUGAACGGCCUCAAAACCAGCCUUAA